Molecule: messenger RNA, 2677 nt
Organism: Epinephelus fuscoguttatus (brown-marbled grouper)
Lineage: Eukaryota; Metazoa; Chordata; Actinopteri; Perciformes; Serranidae
Gene: noc3l
Product: NOC3-like DNA replication regulator
Exons: 21
Coding region: 163-2574 (803 amino acids)
Biological process (GO): DNA replication initiation
Cellular component (GO): nucleolus
Molecular function (GO): chromatin binding
Source: RefSeq, a predicted model, not a curated record
UCCGGGUUGUCGGUGUGAACCAGGUCCUCCGGUGAUCACACGUGUGGAAACAAACUGAGAUUUUCCACCAAAACACACCGACACUCUCCUCCACACUGUCCGAGGAGAAGACAGCGGAGCUCGGCCUGAACCUGCGCAGUGACACGGAGACUCUGAGCCGCCAUGGGUCCGCCCCGGUCGAAGAAGCGGCGUCCAACGUUCCGUCGCCUGUUGAAGACGAGCGACGUGAAGCUGGAGAACAAGCUGAAGAACCGUCAGAUGAAGCAGCAGAACGUCGCCAAGAAGCAGCGCAAGGAGCAGAAGAAGCUGCGGCAGGCUGUGAAGGACGCCGCCAUCAGGACGCCACGCCCACUGGAGACGUACAGGAAGAGGCCUGAGGAAGAGGAGGAGGAGGAAGAGUUCCUGGAGACGCUGCCCACAGACAUGAUGGAGGAUGAUGAUGUGGAGCAGAUGACCGCUUUGGCUCGUCAGGCGUCCUUUAUCACCAGAGACCUGUCGUCAUGCGGGCCGGUGCACGGCGGGAAGAAGAGGAGCGCUGAGGUGGUCCGGAGUUACGAGAAGGUUCCGAGGAAGAUGGCGAGGACGGAGGAGAAGGAAGUGAUCCACCUGCUGCCCAUCAAAGACAAGAGAGGAGUCAUCCCACAGAGCGUGGAGAGAGCUGUCACAAAGAAGCCAGAGGAAGAGGAGGAGGAAGAGGAGAAAGAGGAGGCUGCUGAGGAGCAGGAGGAGUCAGAAAACGAGGGGGAGCCAGAGAGCUCAGCAGCACUGACGGCGGAGCAGAGAGAGACGCUCAGACUUCACAAGAUCAACCAGAAGAAGCUUUGCAUCGCCAGCCUGGGGUCAGCCGUCAUGUCCGACCCCUACAGCAACAUAAAGCGGGUGAAGGAGCUGCGUGGGAUGCUGAUGGAGUCGGACCCCUCUGUGGCGGUGACGGUCAGGAAGCUGGUGAUGGUUUCACUGAUGGAGAUCUUCAAAGACAUCACCCCCACCUAUAGGAUACGACCUCUGACCCCUGAGGAGAAGGCCGCCAAGGUGAAGAAGGAGACACAGCAGCUCCGAGAGUUUGAAGAAGGUUUGGUGAGUCAGUACAAGUUUUACCUGGAGGACCUGGAGCAGACCAUCAGAGACUGGAAGCAGAAGAAGAAGAAGCGCAGUCAGGCGGUUGGUUUCCAGUCGUACCGCGGACUCGCCGAAGUCGCCGUUCGCUGCCUGUGUGAGCUGAUGCUCGCUCUUCCUCACUUCAACUUCCACAACAACAUCAUCGUUGCCCUCGUCCCGCUGAUGAAUGACCCCGUCAAACAGGUGUCAGGUAUGUGCUGUGAUGCGUUCAGGAAGCUCUUCCAGCAGGACAAAGAGGGCGGAGCUUCGCUGGCGGUCGUACGAGUCAUCUCGGGUCUCGUAAAGAGUCUCAACUACAAUGUCAGACCUGAGGUGCUGCGGACGCUGCUCAGUCUGAGGAUAAAGGAGGUGCAGGUGAAGAAGGACCUGGAGGAUACGGCACCAAAGAAGAAGUUCAUGAACAACAAAGAGAGGAAGAAGAACCUGUCCAGGAUGCAGAGGAAGUGGAAGAAGGCGGAGGAGAAGUUGGAGAAGGAGCUGCUGGAGGCCGACGCCUCCGAGAGCAAAGAGAAGAAGAUCAAACUGCACACAGAGACUCUGAACAUCGUCUUCCUCAUCUACUUCAGGAUCUUGAAGAAGGCUCAGAAGUCAGUUCUUCUUCCUGCUGUUCUGGAGGGGCUGGCCAAUUUUGCUCACCUGAUAAACCUGGAGUUCUUUGACGACCUGCUCAACGUGCUGCAGAACCUCAUCCAAUCAGGAGAUCUGACCAAUCGGGAGAGUCUCCACUGUAUCCAGACUGUCUUCACCAUCCUGUCAGGACAAGGUGACGUUCUGAACAUCGACCCGCUCAACUUUUACUCGCAGCUGUACAGACUGCUGCCGCGGCUCCAUGCAGGGGCGCCCAAUGAUGAUGUCAUCAUCCUGCUGCGGUGCCUGGAUGCCAUGCUGACCCGCCGCAGGAAGCAGGUGACCCUGCAGAGGGCGAUGGCGUUCGUCAAGAGACUGAGCAUGCUCAGUCUGCACGUGCUGCCCAACGCCAGUGUGGGGAUCCUGGCCGCCAGCAGAGCCGCCAUGCAUGCGUUCCCUAAGUGUGACUUCCUGUUGGAUAAUGAGGUUCAGGGCAGCGGCUACUACCUGCCAGAGCUGGACGAACCUGAACAUUGCAAUGCACAGAACACAGCGCUGUGGGAACUACACACACUGCAGAGACAUUUCCACCCGGUGGUGCGGCGAAUGGCGGUCCACCUGAGUCAGGGAGCGCCCAGUGAAGGUUCAGCGUCGCUCUCUGUGGAGCUGAGCCGCAGGUCUCCGGUGGAGUUAUUUGACGUCUACAGUGUCAGAGACAUGACUUUUAACCCUCCUGUAGCUCCACCCGGCAGCAAGAAGAAGGAUCGUUUCGUGUUUGGAGACACGCUGCUCGACGCCGAGCUGCAGAGACAAGUCCAGAGCGCCCUGACCGUCACCAAGGAGACAGAGCUGGACUUUACUGCAAAACACACGCACAUAACACACUGACAUACACACGCACACACACCUUCAAAAUAAAAGCCCAACAUGUCAGAUAAAUGUUUUCUAUCUCAGAUGCUUUAAUUUGAAAUAAAGUUUUUUAUCAAACUGA